Messenger RNA from Solanum tuberosum (potato), 844 nucleotides. RefSeq lists its product as uncharacterized. The transcript has 8 exons. Bases 49 to 591 code for a protein of 180 amino acids. Lineage: Eukaryota; Viridiplantae; Streptophyta; Magnoliopsida; Solanales; Solanaceae. Gene Ontology annotation, biological process: chromosome segregation. Gene Ontology annotation, cellular component: MIS12/MIND type complex. The record is from RefSeq and is a predicted model, not a curated record.
ACUCAAAAAAUAACCUCAUUUUUUCAAUCUCCCGCCAUUGCUGAAGAAAUGGAGAAAACAAAGGAAGAAAUUGCAGGAACAAGGCAGACGAAUUUGAAGACUGCAUUUGAGCUUGGAAUUCACACUUUGUUAACUUCAUGUUCUAAAGAGGCAUUUUGUAAAGCUUUCCCUAAUUUUGCUCCAGCAGAAGUUGAACGCCUUCAUCGGUUGUUCAUUCAGGUGAUUACUUCUUUGCACGAGGAUAUAGAGGAUGAAUUUGAGUCUUUAUGUGUGGAGACACAGGCAGGAUCAACUCUCAACAUGGUGGAGCAGCUUGUGGAAGAACAAAACUUGGACCCUUUGUUUCCAGAGAAGAGCAAUGUUGAAGAAGUCAGGCACUACCUAUCAGAAGCAAAACAGAAUGAGAUCAACUACUUGACGACUAUGUUGGAGACGGCAGAAGAACAGAAGCGUUCCAUCACUUCUCGUCUUGAAAUCCUGAAGAAAGAAAGACAUGAUUUCUCUGAUGCUGCUGCUACAGACAUUGUUAAUAAGAUACGAACUGGGAAUCAGAAGUACAAUACGAACAACAAUAUUGGCUUCAAUAGUUGAUACUGGCCUCGUCUAAUGCAUCCUAUCCGCCUUAGUCCUGCGUCUACUCGAGAACAUGGAUUAAACUAGAGACUAUCAGAACUUCCAUUUCAGUGUGCCUGUGAAAUUUGAAGUAAAGUAGUUGCAUUUGCUUUCAAUUUCAAGCAAGUAAACAAGCUUGUUUAUUUCUUGUUCACUAAAAUGAUUGUGUAUGACAUUUGUAUGUGAUUAAUUAAAGCACUAGAAUAAGUGAAAGGACUAAUGGUUUCAUCUC